CCCCAGCUCUGCUCCCUAAUACCACACUCACCCUGUCCUGCCAGCCCUGGCUCUUUGCCUGCCUGGACCCUUCCCCAGUGCUGCCAGAAUCAUCCCAUUGUCCUCCCAGCUGCUUCUGAGUCUGGGSUCACCACCUCCCUUUCCUGGUGCAUCCUCUCUGGAGUUUUAGUCCUGUGUCUGCCCUUGAGCCAGGUGGGACAGUCUGUGGAGAGGAAGAGUCCCAAGACUACUGUCAUGGCCACCAUGGCCUGCCCUAGUGAAAAUAGUGUUCUUUCUGCUGCCAGAUGCUGUGGCACCCAAGGGAUAGGGCASCCAGGAAUGGCCCUGGGGACUACCCAGGAGGGUAACAGUGACGUGUAGCUGUCUGUCCCUCCCCCAGGUCAUGUGCUGGUGGACAGUGCCCAGUGCAUUAACUGUCCUGACACAAGGCAGUGUUGGCUUCAUCUUACAAGGGGGGAGUUCUCGGGAGGCUUGAACAAUGUUCCUGCUGCCGGGAAUAGCUGCCAGCUCUGCUUGUUGGCCCCAUGUGAGCCCAGUCCUGCUGCCAGGCUGCCAUGUGCAGCGGGGGAGGUCAGGCAGCCACGGGGAUCCUGGCAGGGCAGCUCGGAACGUUCCACACCUGAGGUCAUCCUCUAAAGCUGCACAGAAGGGCCAUGACUCCUGGCAUCCCAUGCUGCCUGCUGCUGGCUGAGAGGCUUGAGAGGACCCACUGCCUCCCUUUGGGGUGGGCAGGCCCACUCCAGACCCCCUUCCUGUCGAAGGUACCAGGGAGCCUCAGGCAAUGUUGGUGGCUGCUGCAGCAUCUGGUUGCACAGAGAUGGGGUGAUGGGAGCCAUGGGAGCACUUUGCUUGCCCAGGGUGGGUGUACAGGCAUAGGUGCCAUGCCAUGGGAUGAUUCCAGAUCAUAUCCCUCCUCUGCUGAGCCUCUCUUGGCUGGCUGUCACAGGUUCUACACACCCCAGCUCCCCGUAACAAGCACAGGUGUCCUGCUCAGCCCGGAGGGGGGGCAGUGGGUCUCUUUAAGAGGGUGUGGGGCUAGAGAGGUGAGUCAGGGCACCAGAAAGCRGGAGGGUGAGCUCAUGGUAAAGCUGCCCCAGUCAUGUGGAGCAGCCACAGCUGUUGGUGCCCUUGUGCUGUGGGACGGAGGGGCCAGCGGCAUAAAGCCCCACGGCCAGCGAAGCUGCCAGCAGCACCAGGAGCCAGGACAGAGCACUCCUGCCCGUGGUGGCAAGAAGAGGACGCAUCCUGCACAGGACUGYACAUUGCGGACGAACAUGGAGCUGGAUGUGGAACGGGCCAAGGAGCUCAUCGAGCAGAAGCUGGCAGAGGAGGAGGAGGUGGAGAAACUCAAAGARGAUGGUGCACCGGAGCCGCCGGCCGUGGAGCGGAUGAACACACCUGAGCUGGAGGAGGAGAAACGCUGUGGCCYCAGGAACCGGGGCCUUGAAGCCAUCAAGGGCCAGGAGAGGGUGCGGAGGAGUUCAGUGGAUCUGAGGCGGGAGAUCAUCGACGUGGGGAGCAUCCAGCGACUCAUCGAGCUCCGCAAGCAGCGCCGGCAGCGCCGGGCAGARCGGGCGGCCACCCCCGAGCCCACCCCGCCACCGGAGCCCCUGGAAAUUGAGGGUCCUGUGGAGCCAGAGACCUUCCUGCGAGCCGCCGUCCAGGGCAAGAUGUACAUCAUUGAGAAGUUUCUGKCAGACGGUGGCUCCCCUGACACAUGUGAUGAGUUCCACCGCACAGCCCUGCACCGCUCCUCGCUGGAGGGACACAUGGAAAUCCUGCAGAAGCUGCUGGACAGUGGGGCCACUGUUGACUUCAGGGACCGGCUGGACUGCACUGCUGUGCACUGGGCCUGCCGCGGCGGACACCUGGAUGCUGUCAAGCUGCUGCAGGACCGUGGGGCAGACCUCGAUGUGAAGGACAAGCUGCUCAGCACACCUCUUCAUGUGGCUGCCCGAACCGGACACCUUGACAUUGUGGAGCAUCUCAUCCACUGCGGGGUGGAUAUCAAUGCCCCAGACAGGGAAGGCGACACAGCACUGCAUGAUGCCACACGGCUCAGUCGCUACAAGAUCAUCAAAACACUGAUCUUGCACGGGGCYGACAUGAUGGCCAAGAAUGAGGCUGGCAAGACCCCGACAGACCUGGUGCAGCAGUGGCAGGUGGACACACGCCAGGCACUGGAGACCAAGGAUCUGCCCCUGGGGGAGAUGGAGGUGCCUGCAUGAUGGCACCAGGCAGAGACCAGGGGCUGGGCUCAGCUCCGAGGAGCAGCAUCCAGAGAAGGCUUGUCUGUGUCAAUAAAAGUCAGCAAAGAGCAGCA
This is a messenger RNA of Malurus melanocephalus (red-backed fairy wren), 2323 nucleotides long. It is a transcript of the gene ANKRD2, whose product is annotated as ankyrin repeat domain 2. Gene Ontology annotation, molecular function: RNA polymerase II-specific DNA-binding transcription factor binding. NCBI's taxonomy places the organism in Eukaryota, Metazoa, Chordata, Aves, Passeriformes, Maluridae. Gene Ontology annotation, cellular component: nucleus. Gene Ontology annotation, biological process: regulation of transcription by RNA polymerase II. The record is from RefSeq and is a predicted model, not a curated record.